AUGUUACUUCCAAAUACAGAAAAAAAAACGGAAAAGUUUUUUAGAACUAGUUUAAUGCCAGCUACCUAUGACAGAGUUUGGAAAAAAGUAUCAAAUUCAGUUUCUAAAGCCGAAUGGAUAUGCUUUACGUCAGAUAUUUGGAGCAAUCCUGCUAAAACCUGUUCUCUUUUGAGUUUUACAGCUCACUUUGUUCAUGGUUCAAAACGUCUUAAAGUUAUAUUAGGCGCUAGUGUGCUUAAUGAUGACUACACUAGUAUGUUUAUUGCAAGUAAACUUAAUGAAAUAAUUAAAAAUUUUAAAAUAGAAAACAAAAUUCAUAUAGCUGUAACUGAUAACGCAGCAAAUAUGGUCGCGGCUAUUCGUAUUACACAAUUUACAUCUCUAAGAUGUGUGGUUCACUCAUUACAACUUGUAAUUCAUGAUUCUUUAUUAACACAGGAAUUAAUUGAAAACACAAUUAAAAAAUGUCGUAAAAUUGUGGGACAUUUUAAAAGGAGUGAACAAGCGUGCAGGGAAAAAGGUGGCAGGGAGAGGACGCACUCUCUUACUGAUAGCCUUGAUUUACCUAAGACCUCGGGGGCUAAGCGGAAACUUAGCUCGCCGAACCUAGAUACUAAACUAUAUAAAAAAAAGGAGAGUUCGGAAUACCUAUCCUUAAUCGAAAGCAUAGAGAUGCAAGAAAAACUGACCGAAGACCUCUACAAAUUAAUUGGGGAGGUACCUAACACUAAUAAUAAAAUAAAAGAUGUUGCCCAAAGACUAAAGAAGAAUGUAGCAACCUAUAAAAGGGAAUCCAUUAGAAAGUGGUUGGAAAACUACAGAUUUGAAGCGACAGAAAAGAUGCUCAUUGAUUCGGAAGUACAGACUGAACCAUGCGCGGCCGACACGACGUGUCAAAUGACUAGCAAAAUAAUACAGACAGACCCAAGUCCGGCUGAGGGGAUCACUACAAGUAAACCCCUAACUGCUGAGAUUUCAACGCAGACUGACCCUUGGCAUGGACCGGGUGUCAAGUCUGUUUUGAAAUCGAUAGACCAUAUAGAUUCUCCCGAAACCUGGAAUAAAUAUAAAGACUGGGAAUGGCCCGAGAGCCUUUUCAAGAGAUCCACUGUCGUAGUCGGAAACCCUGUUAACGCCCCAGAUACCCUCACUAAGGUGGUCAUGGUUGAGCCCUCCGAUCCAAAGAUGGAGAGAAGUGUUCAACGUUUAUAUAGAGAUCGGUACCCUGAACUAGAACAACUGGACGAAGAUUUUGACGUCCUCGAAAGUAGGACUUCCUUCCGGUCCAAGGUUUCAGCGGAUCUGGUCAGGAAGGUAAUCAAGGUUAAGAACGCGGCAGAUGAACAGACACUCUGGGACAAGAUGGUCCAAAUUAAGGAUGAGAUAGGUAAUGCAGGCAAAGUGGCGCUCCAUCAUGUGAGCUUUCUUUCGGUCCAAGACCUGAAGAAGAUGUGCGUGUACAUCUUCCAACAUACAAACACAACAGCGUACGUUUAUACCACUGCUACAUCUUUUAGUCGGCCUACAUACGGCAUGAUUGUAUCAAAAAAGGACACAACAUAUAAAGAUCUUCUUACCACAGUCAAGACUGCUGUGAAAGUGGCGGGUGCCACAGAUGUCAUUCGUACCCUUAGGAGCACAAAAGAUGGAAAACUGCUCAUCACCAUGGAUAAGGACCAGGGUGCUCUGAAGCAAAUUAAAGAUGCUCUAACGGACAAAAAUAAGGGCAUGACCACCCUGCAGCUGGGUGUGGAGAGGCUGAUGACUAUCCAUGUCAAAGGAAUGGAGCUAGACAACAGAGAAGAUCAGCUAAGAGAAGCUAUUAUGGCGCAGACUGGUUCAUGGGAUGAAUCCUGGAAGGUCUCAGAAAUGAGACCUUUCAGAGGCGAUACGCGGGUAGCCUCAGUUAUAUUGUCUAAGGCAGCUGCGGAAAUUCUCCUCCAGAGAGAGUACCUGCGAGUCGGCAUGGUACGCUGCAAAUUAGAAAAACGGCUGAGGGUGUCUAGAUGUCUCAGGUGUUGGUCCUACGAUCACACCCUAGAUAACUGUAACGGGCCGGACAGGAGUGGGUCCUGUUUUAACUGCGGUAAAACGGGACACGAAUCUAAAUCAUAUCAGUCGACGGCUAGUUGCGUCCUCUGUGAUGCACCUCACAGAUGUGGCACCACGAACUGCCCUAAGUUCAGGACUGCACUUCAAAUAGUUCGGAAUUCUGAGAAGAAUCAAGUCCAAGCACCACGAGCGAAACCUUCAGGGAAUCAACCAACUUGUCAAACCCAGGACAACGAAGCGACUGAAGGAAAUGAUACCGACGACGAAGAUUCGGAUUGUUUUAAGUUAUUUAGAAUUCGAAUUAAGCACAUUUUAAAAAAAUUAAAUAUGAUAAAAUGUAAUAUGACAUUAUGUGGAGAAUUUAUUAGAAAAUCAAAUCAAGGUGAUAUUAACCAAUUUAAAUAUUUUAAUACCAAGAAUGAAGCCAUAGACGCAGGAACAGACUUGGUUUUAUGGUUUCACACAAACAUAAUCGAUAAAUUAAUGUCUAAGCUAUCGGAAUUUGAAGAAAAGGGAUCAGGGUGGGCUUUGAAAAAAAUUGUUUCUUUAGAAGUCAAUAUUAACAAAUAUGAAGUGGGAAAUGGGGCAGCAUCCUUCAUUAAAUUACCAAUAGAGAUUCAGAAAAAACAUGCCUGCAUAAAUAUCAACAAUGAUGAUGAAGCGUGCUUCUUUUGGAGUGUCGUUUCGGCGAUUUAUCCAGCUAAAUGCAAUUCAGAACGUACUUCUUCGUAUCCACAUUAUGCGACUGUCUUAAAUAUCGAUGGACUAGAGACACCUAUGACUAUAAAGGGUAUUUCAAAAUUUGAAAAGUUAAAUAAUAUUUCUGUAAACGUUUACGGGUUAGAAAUGAAUGUUGCUAAAGAGAAAACAUUUUACGUAACAACUCCGGUAAGGCUAUGCAAAACCAAAUUAACUAAACAUGUAAAUUUAUUGAUUGUACAAGAUAAAUAUUUUCCAAAAUUGAAUGAUUAUGAAGCACCUAUGGCUCACGAUGAAACUGUAGAAAUUAAGUAUCAUUAUUGUAUGAUUAAAGAUAUGUCUCGACUUAUGUCCAGUCAGUUAAGUAAGAACCAUAAUAAAAAAUUUUUAUGUGAUAGAUGUUUGAAUUAUUUUAGUAAUUUUGACAGAUUAAAUGAUCAUGCAAAAUAUUGUGAGAAAAUCAAUGAAUGUAAAGUUUCUUUUCCAUCAUAUCAGAAUGUUGAAUUUAAAAAUCAUAUUUAUAAACAAACGACUCCUUUUGUAGUCUAUGCUGAUUUUGAAUCAAUGUUGCACAAAGUUAAAAACAGUCCAUUAAAAUGCAAAACAAUUAAGUAUCAGCAGCAUAAAGCCUUUAGUGCGGGUUAUUACGUAAAAUGCUCGUACGAUGAAUCUCUGUCGUUUUACCGAAGUUACGCAGGUGAAGAUUGCAUGGAGUGGUUUGCCAAGGAAAUGACGUUGUUGGCGGCAUUUGUGCAAGGAAAAAUUAAAGAUAUUGUACCUAUGAAUGUCACACCCAGUUUUAAUGCAUCUAAUUGUCACAUUUGCGAAAAAACGUUUUCAGAUAAGGAUGUAAUUGUUCGUGAUCAUGAUCAUUUUACCGGAGAUUUUCGAGGAUUCGCACACCAAGUGUGUAACUUAAAUUUCAAAAAACUUUUCGUUGUUCCAAUUUUUUUUCAUAAUCUUAGCGGUUACGAUUCGCAUAUGAUGAUUAGAGAUCUAGCGAAAAAGGGGAGUAUCAGCCUACUACCAAUAAACAAGGAAAAAUAUAUUUCAUUUACAAUAAACGAUUCUGAAUCCAGCAUUAGGUUGAGGUUCGUUGAUUCACUGAGAUUUUUAAAUUCAUCAUUGGACAAGUUGGCUACCACAUUGCAACCUGAGGAUUUAAGAUUUUUAGCUAGCGAAUUUCCAAAUACCACUCCUGAACAAAUGGAAUUAUUGAAAAGAAAAGGCAUAUUCCCAUACGAAUAUAUUGAUUCAUUCAAUAAAUUGAAUGAAACGCAACUACCAUCAAUUGAUAAAUUUUACAGCUCAUUAUCGGGUGAACACAUCUCCAAAAAUAUGUAUCAUGAUGCUCAGAAUGUUUGGCAGUCAUUCGGUAUUAAAAAUAUUUUGGAAUAUAGUAUGUUGUACAUGAAAACUGAUAUUAUGUUAUUGACUUGCAUUUUUGAAAAUUUUCGACAAAAAUGUCGAGGUACAUACGGUCUUGAUCCCGCCUGGUACUAUACCAUGCCUGGAUUUUCAUGGGAUGCAAUGCUAAAGUAUACUGGAUGUAAACUUGAACUACUGAAUGAUAUCGAUAAAAUCAUGUUUAUUGAGAAAGCUAUCCGAGGUGGCAUAAGUCAAGUAAGUAAUCGAUACUCUGAAGCUAAUAACAAAUACAUGCCAUCUUACGAUUCCUCAAAGCCCAGCAAAUAUUUGCUAUAUUUAGAUGUGAAUAAUUUAUAUGGUUGGGCAAUGUCUCAAUAUCUUCCGUAUGGUGGUUUCGAGUGGGUUGAUACUAAUAUUGAUGUCUUGUCUAUUCCUGACGAUGCUUCAGAAGGGUACAUACUACAAGUGGAUUUGGAAUACCCAGAACACUUGCACGACUUACAUCGAGAUUUACCGUUUUGUUGCGAACAUCGUGUUCCACCAAAAAGUAAGCUUCCAAAACUUAUGACCACCUUGUACCAUAAAAAAGAGUACACCUUGCACUAUCGCAAUCUAAAACAAGCUCUGAAUGCAGGACUCAAACUAACAAAAAUCCAUAAAGUGUUGAAAUUCAAACAGAGCGCUUGGCUUAAGCCAUAUAUCGAUCUUAAUACAAAAUUGCGAACUGCAGCAACAACGGCAUUUGAGAAAGAUCUUUUUAAGUUGGCCAACAACGCCAUUUUCGGUAAAACGAUGGAGAACAUUAGGAAACAUCGCAUUGUAAAACUUGUAUCAAAAUGGGAUGGAAGAUAUGGAGCCAAAAAUUUGAUUGCUAGUCCACGAUUUCAUAAUAGAACCGUGUUUGACGAAAAUUUAAUGGCGAUUGAACUUAACAAAACAGAGCUCAUUUUCAACAAACCAUUGUACAUCGGCAUGUCAAUUUUAGAUAUAUCCAAAGUGUGUAUGUACGAUUUUCAUUAUAACUUUAUGCUACCAUAUAUGGGAGUUGAAAAUUGUAAGCUAAUGUAUGGGGACACUGACAGUUUUAUCUAUGAAUUAAAAUGUGAUGACGUUUACAGAGAUGUUAUUAAAGCAAAUUUAUCUAAAUUCGAUACAUCAGACUAUUCCGAGAAUAAUAUUUAUGGAAUACCUCAAGUCAACAAAAAAGUUCUCGGAAUGAUGAAAGAUGAGGCAAACGGUCGCAUUAUGACUCAUUUUGUCGGACUUAGAUCUAAAAUGUAUUCGUUUAAGAUUAGUACGACGGAUGAGGAUCGAAAGGCAUUGUUGGAUAAAUACAAGAAUAAUAUGGAUGAUGCUAAUAUUGAAAGACUUGCAAAUAAUUUAGGUGUCGCAAAAAAAUCUAAGGGGGUAAAAUAUUCAACUGUAAAAAAUGACAUUACUUUCGAUGAUUAUGUUAAGUGUUUAAACGAAUUUACAACUAAAAGUGUGAACAAAAUGCCCAGAUUAAAGUCCUUUAAUAAAAGAUGUACCAAGCGUAGUCGCGCAUUGAAGGGAAUUUCAAUAGUAGGUUGUGGUUCUACAAGUGACAAAGAGAACAAAGAAGCAGUGCAAUCAACCUCAUCCGAUUUACAUGAGUUCAGCUUUAUUUCUUCAGAAGAAUAUGAAAGCAUUAACAAUCAUCCCCUGGAAAUUAAAAAAGAACCAGUAAAACAAACAUAUCUUAAUGGACACCGAAUUGUUGACUUACAUUAUGUACUACAGUGGGCUUUAAACUUACAGUUUGCUCAUUCGAAAGUUUGUACGAUGGGAAAUCUACAGAUAAUUGAUGAAAAACAUAAAGGUUUAGUUUCAACAGUGGUACUACUAUGCAACAUGUGUGGCUAUAAGACUGAAAAGUCAACAGAAAACCCUUGUGAGCAGUCAACUAUUAAUUAUGGAGCUGUUUGGGGCACAUUAUCAACAGGUGGUACAUAUGCACAGUUAACAGGAUUGUUAGAUAUUCCUUCCAUGUCUUAUCGAUUGUUCCAUAAUAUUGAAAUUGAACUUGGGGAUAAGUGGAUAGAAGGAUUAUGGAAGUCCAUGGAAGAAGCUGGUAUAAAGGAAAGAGAAUUGGCUAUAGCAGAAGGGCAACUAGAUUCUGAUGGCAUACCAUGGACUACUGUGUAUUGUGACGGAGGUUGGAGUCACAGAUCUUAUGGACAUAGCUAUAAUGCAUCAUCUGGCGUUGCAGUUAUUAUUGGAAAAUUUACUAAAAAAUUAUUAUAUGUGGGAGUUAGAAAUAAGUAUUGUUCAUUGUGUGCCCGUUAUGAAUCUAAAAACGAGCCUGUACCUCUUCACAUUUGUUAUAAAAACUGGCAAGGCUCAUCUACAGCAAUGGAGACAUCUAUAAUAGUUGAAGGAUUUAAACAAAGCCAGGCAUGUUAA
Molecule: messenger RNA, 6543 nt
Organism: Diabrotica balteata
Lineage: Eukaryota; Metazoa; Arthropoda; Insecta; Coleoptera; Chrysomelidae
Source: the annotation of a GenBank genome assembly